CUGUGUCAUACGUGACAAUACGUAACACUGACGUAAAAACAGAAAGACGAAUUUAUGGCUCGAACAAAAACAAAAUUAUAGUAUGAAAAUAUGAAGAUACCUUUUUACUCGAUUUUAGGUCCGCUCAUAAGAUCAAAUCAGAAAUCCAUCAGGCCAAUAUGUGCUCAUCCGUUGAUGGCAUACUCCCACAUGUACACGGGACUUCUUGGUUUCAUCGGCAUGGUUUUAAGUUUGGUUGAUAUUGUUAGAAUAAUCAAGUGUGGACCAGUUCUUCCUGGUUACAUGUGGAGAAGUCGAAUAAAAAAUAGCAAGUUAGCUAAUCCGGAGUUAGAGCGUGAUCUGAAGCUGAUUUUCUUGUCUAUAUCCCUGGAAUAUUAUAUUUUUCUAAUACUGGGAUGUCUUACACAAAACGCAGUACUGUUUCUCCCAUUCCUUUUUCUGUACGCAUUCAUAAUUCUGAUGGAGGGUCUCAUAUUUUUGAUGUUUUUGUUCGUCAAAUGCGUCAACCUGUCAAAGAUCAACAUGUGCAUGAUCGCGUUUGUUGUUUACAACUGGAUGGCAGUAUUUUGUGCCUUUCAGGGUUGUCUACGAUAUUGUGACAUGUAAAAGUGAAAAUCGAGCAAGUGUAAUAAACUGUUUUGUAAACGA
This is a messenger RNA of Harmonia axyridis, 648 nucleotides long. RefSeq lists its product as uncharacterized. The coding region runs from base 91 to 606 and encodes 171 amino acids. The record is from RefSeq and is a predicted model, not a curated record. Lineage: Eukaryota; Metazoa; Arthropoda; Insecta; Coleoptera; Coccinellidae. The transcript has 3 exons.